AUGGUAGCGAGGGAGCAAGCCACGGAGGUGCAGGAAGGUGCUUGUAACGGGAUGACAGUGCAGGAAGGUGCUUGUAACGGGAUGACAGUGCGGGAAGGUGCUUGUAACGGGAUGACAGUGCAGGAAGGUGCUUGUAACGGGAUGACAGUGCAGGACGGUGCUUGUAACGGGAUGACAGUGCAGGAAGAUGCUUGUAACGGGCUGACAGUGCAGGACGGUGCUUUUAACGAGGUGACAGCUCAGGAAGGCAGUGCUAUUGCAGGCGGGGCAGGAGCAGAGGGCACAUUAUUCAGAGCGCUGGAGGCGGAGGAGGUGCGCAGGCAGGGUCACCGCAUGGUGGAGUUCAUUGCAGACUAUCUGCAGGGCGUGGGGGACAGACCCGUGUGCUCCACCGUGCAGCCCGGCUAUCUGCGGCCUCUGCUGCCCGCCCACGCCCCCGAGCAUGGCGAACCACUGGACGCCGUUCUCUCAGACAUAUCGAGCGCCAUCCUGCCGGGCCUGACGCACUGGCAGAGCCCGGCCUUCUUCGCCUUCUUCUCCUCGCCCACCAGCGCCGCCGCCAUCUGUGCUGAUGCCCUCAUCAGCGCCCUCAACGUCGUCGGCUUCUCCUGGGCCGCUGCCCCUGCGGCGACUGAGCUGGAGGAGGUCGUCAUGGACUGGAUGGUGGAGUUGCUAGGGCUUCCCGAUGGGUUCCACUCGGUUAAGUCAGGCGGGCAGGGAGGGGGGGUGAUUCACGGCACGGCCAUUGAGGCGCUGCUGGUGGCGCUGCUGGCCGCCAGGCGGAGAGUGCUGGACCGCGUGGUGGGGCAGGCUGGUAGUGUGGAGGAAGCGGCAGCAGAUUCAGCAGCAGCAGCAGCAGCAGGCAGCAGGCAGGGUGCUCAGGAGGAGAAUCGGGCGGCAGAGGGGCGGCUGAUAGCACACCUUAACGAGGAGGAGAGCAGGCUUAUAUGUAGGAUAGUGUCAUCACGGAAUGGCAGGCAGGGGUGCAACGGGAGCGUGGGGGUGGCACAUGAGGAGUGGCCGGCGGACGCUGCAGGCGAUGGGGAUGGCGAUGGCAGUGGGGCUUGUGUUAUUGGUACCACCAGUAGCACUGGUGCAGGUGCUGGUCAGGCUGGCAGCAACAGUGGUGGGGCGGCUGCUGCCAGCAAGGCUGCUGCUGGUGCGUGUGAGCAGGGAGAGGCUGCCGGGACCCCGUGGGGCAGUGCGGAGGACAGGGCAGCACAGUGCAUACCCGAGGGCAACGUGCGUGUGCUGCCCACCACCGCUGCAUCGGCUUAUGCCCUCACUGCUCGGCAGCUGUUGGAUGCGGUGCAGAGGGAUGAAGCUGCUGGUCUCAUUCCCUUCUUCCUCGUCCUCACUGUUGGCUCCACGUCAUCCACUGCUGUUGAUCCAAUCGCCCCUCUGGCCGCCAUCGCAAAGGCACAUGGCAUGUGGGUGCAUGUGGACGCAGCGUAUGCAGGCAUGGCAUGCAUGUGCGCUGAGAUGAGGCACCACCUGGCAGGCGUGCACCUGGCUGACUCACUAGCGUCCAACGCCCACAAGUGGCUGCUCACGAGCUUCGACUGCUGCUGCAUGUGGACGCAGGUACGUGCGGCCAGUGGGAGGGGAGGUGGGAAACCUGGUAGUGCCGGACAGCAGGCCUCUGGUGAAAGCACUGUCCAUACUGCCGGAAUACCUGCGGAACAAGUCUUACUGCAGUAUGCCCUUAUCACAGCAUCAGAGAACCAUCACGUGGUUGACUACAAGGACUGGGAGAUCCCCAUUGGCCGCCGCUUCAGGUCACUGAAGCUGUGGAUGGUGCUGCGCACGUACGGGGCGGAUGGUAUUUGUGCAUACAUCAGGCGCCACGUGGCACUUGCUGAGUGGUUCGAGGAGGCUGUGCGGCAAGAUGAUCGGUUCCAACUGAUGGCUCCGCGCCCCUUCGCGCUCGUCUGCUUUCGCCUCAAGCCGCCCGCAGCUCGGACACACAGCGGGGUGCCGUGCGGAGGGGGGGACGAGGGGGUGAUGGGCGAUGGCAGUGAGGAUGCAGGGAGGAAGGUGAACGCGGCGCUACUAGAGGCGAUAAACAGCUACCUCACACACACUGUGCUAUCGGGGCAGUACACACUGCGCAUGGCAAUAGGGGCGGUGAAGACAGAGAUGGCGCAUGUGCAGGCGGCGUGGAGGCUCAUCCAAACGAAAGCUUCUGAGUUGCUGGAGGAGGUCAAAUUUACUAGAAAAAAACAAAACAAACCUGCUACAGUAAGAGAUGCCACAGCAGGGUAA
Messenger RNA from Closterium sp. NIES-65, 2265 nucleotides. The record is from the annotation of a GenBank genome assembly. NCBI's taxonomy places the organism in Eukaryota, Viridiplantae, Streptophyta, Zygnematophyceae, Desmidiales, Closteriaceae.